UACAGGAAAGGGACCAGGGCAGCAUGUAGUUGAAAGGACCCACCCCUGUGAACCACUUCCUCUAACCAAGCUCCAUCUUCCACAGUCCCGAUUUUGAUGGGUUGAUAUUGACAGCUGAACUAUUCAUCAUGUCGGGGGGGGGGGGCCCCCUCUGGUUCUAAUCUGCUCUGAGAACUCCCUCAUACACACAUUUUUUGUAUCUCAAUGCAGUCAGGGUUCCAGUCACAAUGAACCAUCCAAGUUACAUAUGGAAAUAAUUACACACACUUUCAUGUAUCUAGAAAAAUUUAUAGCCAUGGGGCACACACAGAGAUUCACCGUUAAGAGGGUGUGUAAGCAGCAGCGGCCCACAGUUGAGCACCCUGUGCCCAUGUCUUGGUUUCUAAUGCCACCCUGAGGGAGCUGCUUGGAGAUGUGGUGGUUCUUGGUCCAGACCAGGAAAUACAAGAUGAGUCUGGAAGAGCUAGGAGGGUCCAAAAGCAGGUUGUGAUCGCUAAAAUCUGAAUAUGAGGUGACAGAAGUUAUGUGUGUGAGCAGUUGGUCCCCUGACUUGAGAGGUUAUGGAACCUUUCGAUACACACCCUAGCUGGUAGACACAGGACGACCUUUGGAGGUUAGCCCACCUCCAAUUCUGGUCUAAAGGUCUCUGCUUCCCAAUCCAUGAGGAGAUGAAAAAGCCACAUGUUCAGUUGUCUAUGUCAACACUGUGACAAAAUUUCUCAAGGGAGAGGCUGUUUGGCUCCUAGUAAGGAGAGUGCAGUCCAUCAUGGUGGGCGAGGCGGCUGUUCACAUGACAACUGCAGCCAGGAAGCAGAGAAAGAUGACUGCUGGUGCUCAGCCCAGGACUCUAGUCCAAGGGACAGGGCUGCCCACAUUCAGAAUGGGUCUUCCUAGGUCAGUUAACUGAAUCUAGGAAUACCCACACAGAAAGGCUCAAAGAUCUGUCUCCUAAGUGAUUCUAGGUCCUGUCAAAUUGACAGUACCAACCAUCACACCACACUACGAGCACUCCUGCAGACAGAACCACCCCAGGUGCCAAGCCUCCCCUGCCGUCGUGGGUUGAAAACCCGGGGUUAUGACAUUAAGCACCCUUCAUCCCUAGACUAUGACAAUAAGCACCCUUCAUCCUUAGACUAUGACAAUAAGCACCUUUCGUCCCUGAAGUUGCUUCUGUUAGGCAUGCUGAUGCAGCAACAAGAAAAGCAGCAAAGUCUAAAGUACUCACGAAUCCACUCUGACAAAAAAUGAGUAAGUCGGGCUGGAGAGAUGGCUCAGAGGUUAAGAGUACUGGCUGCUCGUCCACAAGUCCUGAGUUCAAUUCCCAGCAACCACAUGGUGGCUCACAACCAUCUAUAAUUCGAUCUGGUGCCUUCUUCUGGCAUGUAGGCAGAACACUGUAUACAUAAUAAAUAAAUCUUCAAAAAAAAAUGAGUAGGUUGACGGCAAGGCCAGGGAGGGGGAGGGGGAUCUCCAGUGUGGAGGGUUUCAACAGCUGGUGAAGGCAUGAUAUCCUGAGGUAGGGAAACACAAUGUCUACCCUCUAAGUAUGGGCCCUGCAUAGAAACCCAAGCUAAUGGAGAAGGAAUCAGUGAACACUGACCCUAGCCUACUCUAUUCCACCCACUGCAGCCUUUAGUGACACCUGUGGGUUGGAGGUGGGGAACCCGAGCUCUCUCCUCUCUCUGGAGAGCACCUACCCCUUCCUUAGAGCCUCAUUCUCUCUUAGGCUUGAGCUCUGAAGUCAUGUGGGAAACCCUGUUCUUGGAUGGUGAGGCAACUCUGAGAACAAAGAGAAGAACUUGAUGACAGAGGAGGGUGGGGGUGGCUCUGAGGCUUUCCCCAUAUCGGGCUACUUGUUCACAUCCUCAUCCACCUGCUCACUGCUCCCUUUCAGGCUUCUCUGCAUCUUUAGACAGAGACGCCUAGAAACAGCUGGCGAGAGCAUGCCCAUCACUCCUCUGCCCCCCCACCCCCCGCAGUGUGCCCCUAGAGCCAGGACACUGAUGGCCUCCGGCUUCCUACAGAAAAUACAACAGAGCCUCUCUCUCAUUCCAUGCCCCUUUUUCUGUGACCAGAUGCCAAGCCUAAAGUUCACAGGGGCAUGAAGCAGGUCACAUUCCAUCUCAGUCGAUUCCACAUUGCUGCCUCCCUCACCUACUGGGCCUCCCUCCCUCCGCUUCUUGUCCAACUGCCUUUCAGCUUCCCCCUUGGGCUGUGCAGCAACCAAGGUGCAAUCAGAACAGGAAGUGACCUUUGGGAAGCAGGGUCCAGCAGCAUCACCCACACUCAUCUCCUGUCUAGUAAUGUCCAAAAGCUGGCCUGCACCCACGUGCCUAGCUGAUGCACCUGACAGCGCCCCAGUGUUCUCACUGGAGCUGAUCCUCCUGCAGCUCUGAGACCCUCUGGAUUCACUUGUCAGUGCCCCACUGGGUAUUCCGCUAACUUUCACAAGGUCAAGUUCCCUCAGCAAAUAUCCUCUGGGCAGUCUGAAGAUGUGUGUUUUCUGACAGUUUCAAUUUUGCAUGGCUGUUUCACCCACCUGCCUGGCCUCGGAUUAUCUCUCAGGGCCUAGCCCAGAAGCAGGCGUGUGUGGCAGGUGCUCACUGGCACCUAAGUUGAAUGAAUGACUGAACGCUCAAGAGGAUGCCAUCCUUCUUGACUAUGACACAGGCAACUGCUGAUGCCAAAAUGCUGCCCACCCCUCUCAUGCCCAUAUUUGGACAUGGUACAGGUCCUCCCUGGUCAUGGUCUGUGAGGUCCUGGCACUCUUUGACUUCAUAAUCCCCAGGGGCCCCUUGUGUCUAUAAGAGGAAGAAGGUGCGGGCUCUCCAUCCACAGCCCGCAAAAUUCCACCUGCUCACAGGUUGGCUGGCUCGACCCAGGUGGUGCCCCCUGCUCUGAGCCAGCUCCCGGCCAAGCCAGCACCAUGGCCAGAUACCGAUGCUGCCGCAGCAAAAGCAGGAGCAGAUGCCGCCGCCGCAGGCGGAGAUGUCGCAGACGGAGGAGGCGAUGCUGCCGGCGGAGGAGGCAAAGUGAGCAGGGGGGCUGUGCUGGACUGGGUCGGGGGGGGGGUGUCCAGGGAUUGGGCAUAGCCUGAUAUAUCCACCCCCUUCACCAUCUUUCUUGCCUUCCUAGGGUGCUGCCGCCGCCGCAGAUACACCCUGAGGUGUAAAAGAUACUAGAUGCACAAAAUAGCAAGUCCAUCAAAACUCCUGCCUGAAAAAUUUACCAGACUUCAAGAGCCUCUCGCCACAUCUUGAAAAAUGCCACCGUCCAGUGAAAAACAGGAGCCUGCUAAGGAACAAUGCCACCUGUCAAUAAAUGUUAAACUCAUCCCACUCACGCCUCUAGAUUCUUGGGUUCUGGGAAGGGUGGGUGAGUGUGGGUAAGGGGGAUGUGAGUGACAUGUGAGGGGCUCCAGACCUGUCAAUAACAGAUUCUCAUCGAGAUCCCUCCCCAGAAAGGCUUAGGGAAGACAUGUGUCUGAGGGCCUCAUCAUGGGCCCCAGUCAUACACAGACUGUCGGAAAGCCAGGCAGGAACUGGCUAUAGCUGAACAAGAAAGUCCAGUGGAUCUGUGUGAAUGUCCCAUCACCAAUCCCUUCUCGGGUAAGCCCAUGGGGUCAAUUUAAGGUUGGCCCUCUGCUGACCCCAUCCUCUGGGCCACCUUGUGUGAAUGAAGAGGUCAGAUAACCAUUGGUGAUUGCUGCAAAGCAGCGCAGAUGCCAGUCUUCACCUUCCAGGGCCUCCACAGGCUCGGCCUUCUAGGCCAGCAGUGGACCCUGAGUGUUGUCAUCACCCUUUGGUUUUUGUGGUAGGACCCCAAGACCUUGUGUAUGCCAGGCACACAAUACAACUCAGGACUUGAUUCCCUGAGGGACUGCGUCAAUAUACUCCAUGAUGGGGACGCAGAUCAAGGUACCAUGUUGUAAAAAGCACAAGUUUUAUUUUUUUCCUGUUGGGUUACAAUGUUUCAAGUAUGCCCUAGGAAAGAAAGGACUCCUUUAAGGCCAGCACAUGGGGCAGAGGCAGGCAAGAUCUGGCUAGCCUGCUCUAUAGAGCAAGUCCCAGGACAGAGUUACACAGAAAACAAGCAAAAAACUCAAACCGGCUUUGGAGAGAAGCAUGUCCUUGAGCAACCCAGACUCUAUCCCCUACGGGAGAAGCCGUUUCAGUCACACUGUCCUUAGCUCACAUGGAGGUGGGAAGCUUUUCCCACGGCUCGGCAGGAUGAGGGCACGGACUGGGGCUGGGAGGGGAUUCAGUGGCUUGCCUGGCACUGCUCUGCAACCGUGACACACACCAUGCAGCAGGGCAAAGGGACCGGGAGCAAAGUUCAAGGUCACCCUGAGACCCUCUCAUAUUAAUCUUCUUGUGACUGACUACGAGCCAGUGCUACAAACCCGGCCUGUGGUGCCCUCACAGAGGGGACUGGGCAGGGUGGGAACAAUCAGGGGUGGGCCGCCAGGUCACAGUGGGGCUCCCCUUUAUAUAUGAGCCCCAGAAAGCCCCUCACACCAGACCAUCAUCACCACCAAGAGCAGGUGGUGAGGCUUUCGUCCUCCUCCUCCCAUCCAGGUCAGCUGCAGCCUCGGCUCAGAGACUCCUGAUCUCCUAGCACUAUGGUUCGCUACCGAAUGAGGAGCCCCAGUGAGCGUCCACACCAGGGGCCUGGGCAAGAACAUGGAGGAGAAGAGGAGCAGGGGCAAGAGCUAAGCCCCGAGCGCGUGGACGACUAUGGGAGGACACACAGGGGUCACCACCACCACAGACACCGGCGCUGCUCGCGUAGGAGGCUAUACCGGAUCCACAGGAGGCGCCGGUCAUGCAGGAGGCGAAGGAGACGCUCCUGCCGCCACAGAAGGCGGCAUCGCAGAGGUAAGCACCACAGAACCCCAGAACCUUGGCCACCUGUGCAGCUGCCCAACAAGGUAGGAGUGCCCCCAUUCAAACCCUGCUGCCUCCCAGGUAGCCCAGCAAACCAGAACUUUCUUUCCCAAAGGCUGCAGAAGAUCCCGAAGGAGGAGGAGAUGCAGGUGCAGGAGGUGUAGGAGGCGCCAUU
Molecule: messenger RNA, 5061 nt
Organism: Peromyscus californicus insignis
Lineage: Eukaryota; Metazoa; Chordata; Mammalia; Rodentia; Cricetidae
Gene: Prm2
Product: protamine 2
Exons: 1
Coding region: 4622-5050 (142 amino acids)
Biological process (GO): spermatid development; nucleus organization; chromosome organization
Cellular component (GO): nucleus
Molecular function (GO): DNA binding
Source: RefSeq, a predicted model, not a curated record